AUGUCGAGCUUCUUCGCUCGCGCUGCUCGCGCGAGUCUACGGACAUCACGUAUUUCGCCUUCCUUAGGACCAGCUAUUCGUUCUGGUCGCGCCUAUAGCACUACUUCGGACGCGGCAAAGUCUGUCGGCCUAAGCCCCGCUGCAGCUAUCUACGUCGGAUGCGUUGCCAGCACAGCACUGGGCUAUUAUCUGGGUCUAUCGAAGAGCGCGUCCAAUCAGCCGGAAGCUGUUGUACACGAACAGUCUUCUCAUGGCGGUGCUGGAGAACAUGAGGAAAAGGCUCGUCCCGAAGCGAACAAGCCGCAGUAUGGUGGUCCAGAGGACUUCGCGAAUGCUAUCGCGGAACUGCGGGAUGCCUUCAAGGAUACUCCUGACGUCGUCAGCACUGACGCGGACGAUGUCGAUGGGCACGGCAAUUCGGUCAGCAUUCCCCAAGAUGGGCGUGCGCAUGUCGCGGUGGUCUAUCCGUCCAGCACGGACGACGUAGUCAAGAUAGUCAAGAUCGCGACGCGACAUAAAACGCCUAUCAUCCCAUACUCUGGGGGGACAAGCCUCGAGGGGCAGUUUGUUGGCAGCGAGGUCGGCAGUAUAUGUGUAGACGUCUCCCGCAUGGACAAGAUCAUUGCCAUACAUGCUGAGGAUUCUGAUCUUGUCUGUCAACCCGGCGUCGGCUGGAUGGAGAUCAACGAGAAGUUGGAAGAUAUGGGCGUCCCUUUGUUCUUUCCCCUAGACCCGGCUCCAAGCGCAACCAUCGGUGGCAUGCUCAGUACAGGAUGCUCUGGCACUAACGCCGUGAGAUACGGGACCGCAAAGGGCGAAUGGUUUUUGAAUGCGACUGUGGUUUUACCCUCCGGUGAGGUGAUCAAAACACGUCGCCGUUCCCGCAAAUCAUCUGCUGGAUGGGAUACCACGAAACUUUUCAUUGGUGCCGAAGGUACUUUGGGUAUAGUCACCGAAGUGACCAUCCGUCUGGCGCCGCGCCUUCCGACCAAUGUCGCGAUUGUCCAGUUCCCGACCGUGCGCGAUGCCUCCUCUGCUGUCAUCGAUAUCUUGAACAAGGGCGUCGGCAUCCAGUGCAUUGAACUCGUGGAUGCCGCCUUCAUGGACGCGACAAAUAUGCAUGGUGGCUCUGUGCGAAAAUACGCUGUGGCCGAUCAUCUCUUCAUCAAGAUGCAAGGUCCGACGCCCAACUCGUUGUUUGAGACGGCCGAACUUGUUCAAGAGAUUGCUGCGCAGCAUGGAGGUAGUAACUGGAUGCUGGCGAAGGAUAGGGAGGAGGCAGACAGCAUGUGGAGCGACCGCAAGAACGCUCACUACGCAGGUCUCACGUAUGGCGGUCCGGGGUCACGCGGCUGGUCGACGGACGUUUGCGUACCCAUUUCGAAGUUGCCGCAGCUUGUGUACGACACUCUUCAGGACGUCGAGGCGUCAGGUAUCAGGAACACGAUCGUUGGACACGCUGGAGACGGGAACUUCCAUACGCUGUUGUGCUUUAAAAACGACGAGGAGCUCGCCAUUGUGCGCGACCUCGUUCAUCGCAUGGUCGAUCGUGCCAUUGACCUUGACGGCACUUGCACCGGUGAACACGGCGUGGGCAUUGGGAAGCGCGAGUUCCUCAACCGAGAACUUGGCGAGGGUACUGUUCGACUGAUGAAAACUGUCAAGAAUGCCAUCGACCCUCUUGGUCUAUUCAACCCCGGGAAAUUGUACCCAGACGACGAAGAGCUUCCACAUCACUAA
Peniophora sp. CBMAI 1063 is the source of this 1740-nucleotide messenger RNA. NCBI's taxonomy places the organism in Eukaryota, Fungi, Basidiomycota, Agaricomycetes, Russulales, Peniophoraceae. The record is from the annotation of a GenBank genome assembly.